AAUUAAUUAGAUUGUUUUGAGAAAACUGAUACACAAAUCUACCAACCAUGCAGAAUAAAAGCUGCUCUGUAUACUUGUUAACUGUAACGAUUAUAUUGGUCGGAUGCAAGUCCAUCACCGCUGCUCCACCUGGUGAUGGGCCGUCACGAGAUUCCCGUUACAUUGCGUCGGAUAAUAACCAGUACAAUUAUCUCGGCAACAGCCGUACAGCCAACUUCUCGGUCGACACCUUCCAGUCUCCGACCGGCCUGGGCCUGGAUGCCCAUAUUCCUCCCCUCCCCAACGACGUCAUGCAAGAAACGGGGAAGACGAUCGCGGAGGGCAUGGACGUGUUCCAGGAUGCUCUGACUAAGUUCCUCGGCACCCUUUUCGGAACCGUGAAGGCGCUGAGUAAGAAUCCACAAAAGAGUAUCAACGUUAUCAACUCCGUCAUCGGGGCGGUUAAUGCCGCCAGUGAUGACUAUCUCACCGCCGGCACCAGCAUUGUGAAUGGUUUCGAUCAAGCUGUCAUUAAAAACCGCAACAUAAGCAACUUGUUUGAUCCUGCACGUCCCUAAAAUUGUUAUACUUGGUUUUAAUUUGCGCGUGAAGAUGCUGGAAUUUAUUAUGAAUAAACAAAUGGCUGGUUGCUAAAA
Molecule: messenger RNA, 635 nt
Organism: Paramacrobiotus metropolitanus
Lineage: Eukaryota; Metazoa; Tardigrada; Eutardigrada; Parachela; Macrobiotidae
Exons: 2
Coding region: 48-557 (169 amino acids)
Source: RefSeq, a predicted model, not a curated record